Messenger RNA from Botrytis porri, 2492 nucleotides. RefSeq lists its product as uncharacterized. The record is from RefSeq and is a predicted model, not a curated record. Bases 152 to 2263 code for a protein of 703 amino acids. The transcript has 4 exons. Lineage: Eukaryota; Fungi; Ascomycota; Leotiomycetes; Helotiales; Sclerotiniaceae.
GGAUAAUGAAUCCAAAGUGCAAUUUAGUAAAUCUCUUAUUAUGGCAUCGAAUUUCGUUGUAGAUAUAACGAUAUGAAAUACAUUUAAGCGUGCUCUCUCCCACUUCCAUUCCUUCUAAUAAGUGCAUUGCUUAUAUAUUCUAAUUACUGUAAUGAACUCGAUUAUUGCAAUGGAAAAAGCGAAAGGUAUAGACGGCGAUGCUGAUAAAUUCACAUCAUACAUCUCAUCUUUUCAACCCAUUACACAGUAUGGGAAAAAUAUUGGCAAAAUACAUCUCGACUUGUCUAAGCGUCUCAAAUGGCACGGAGAGGUCAUCAAGUGUAUCUCAUGGUACAUGCAUACCUAUGAUCAAUAUCAAGUUCCACCCAGGAUUCGAAAAAUCAAUAAGAGCUCAACAGUAUCUGAUGUUGCAAACUUCCUUCUUUCUAACUCUACAUGUGAUAGAAAGUCAUGGGUUGUAGGUUAUGUGAGAAAACGGUGCCAUCGUUUAAUGAAAGAACUAGUGAUGACCUGGCAUGCUGAAGGAUUUAUAACAAAGACCCAAGAUACUUUCCAUAAGUCAUCUUUGUUUAAAUAUUGCUGGCAGCGAGCACAGGAGGAGUGCUACAUUGAAUCAGCAGAGGGGAACGCUAAAUUGGAACAAAUAGAAGACCAUCUUACAAGGAGAAAUUCCCAGACUCCCGACUCUAUAGACGGCAUCAAAAAGAAGUCUAGGCACGAAAUUACAGUUGCUGAUACUAUCAUGGUCGAUACAUCUGAUCGUCAAGAUGUGGGAGAGGACUGGAUUUGCGUAGAUCAACGUGUCUCACCAGACACUCAAGCAAACCAUGUUAAUCUUCGAAUCGUACCAGAUCUAGUGGCUGGGCAAAGAACAAUUCUCUUGACUCCCAGUGGCGAAGAUGAUCCGACUAUCAAUGAUUCAACUCUCGAUGACGAGCUACUGUACACUCAAUCCCAUAACGAUAAUUCCUCAAAAGAUGAAGCUCCUCUUCCUUCAAAUGCAACGAUCAUGCCGGAAGAGUUCGAGACACCCAUAAUUUACCCCGCAUUGCCUCAAACGCCACCUUCACAAAUGACUCUGGAUCCGGAGAACGAUUCAUCACUUCGUACCUCUCCAAAACUUGCCCUGGAAAACAAAGCAUCGACAUCGCCUAAAAAAUCUCAUAAGAUUCCAGUGACCAUUGAGGUAGAGCGGAAGCUCACUUUAUCCCUCCAAGAAGAAGCGAUCAAUACAAUGUUACAACGUUUCCGAUCCAUUGCCACCAUCCUAUCUCUGGAACGUGAUAUGUGGGUUAUGAUGCCUGCUCAGCCAUUGCUUGAUGAUUGCAACUUUAAUAUAUGGUACAGUCAAAGAUUUGGAUUCAACAACCCUCAAAGGUUAAGAUUUCACUUCAUGGACUCUUUUUUGAAUCCCUCCUCCGUGCCAGUGGACAUAGGUGUAUCUGAUGGAGAAUCUACUAGAUUGAAGCAAGAUACUUUCUUUGACUUUCUUAAGACUUAUAAUUAUUGCAAUGGAAAUCUUCAGAAAUACAGAAUACUCGUCGUUCCUGAAAAUUUGGUUGGUCUCGCCAACUCCCGACGAAGCUACCCUUUCUCAAACAAGGAAGCGUUAUUCGAAUUCUACCAGGAAGAUGAGAGAGAAUUGUUCUCUUCCUCGGAUGCUGGGUCAUUAAAUACGAAGUCACAAAGUCAAAUUCGAUCUUACAGAAAGGAGCAACAGCUCAAGUCUAAAGCGAGAUCUACCAAACCACUUUUGGUUGAACCACUGUCUCAUUCAUCAAGAUCCAUACCCUCUGAAGCUAUAGAGCGGGGUAUUCGACUUCCGCCUCUUCAACCACCGAUUGAAUUCCCACCCAGUAAACUUCCCCCACUUGGUCAAAUAGAUACUGGCAAUUCUCUCAGCCGCUACCAGCUUCCCGGUGAUCCGGUCAUUGUUGUUCGUGUUCAGAAGAUAGACGGCAGAUUCAGUGUGCCUUUACAUAAUGCUCCUUUUGGGCCGAAUGUCAAGAUUCAAGAGUUCUUUACCUGGUUUGUUCGCUUUGCAAGCCAUCCAUCAGCUGUUAGCCCAAAACUGUUGCAAAUAUGGCUUAGAGAUGCUAUACCAGCCGUUCAAUAUGAGAUUCAACAAGGAGACGAGCAAAGAUUCACGCACAUAAAGCGCAAUAUUCUCCCUCAAUGUCGUCGCACAGUGGCAAUGAUGUCGCCAAUCAGUGAAUUUGUCAUUUUGAUUCGGGCACCAAAUUGGAACGUUGCUGUUACUUAGGCUCUAUUUCUUAUUUUGGAAUUUGUCUUCGUUUGAGUUUUUGAAAAGGGUGGGGGGAUUGUUUUCUACAUUCUUCUUGUUAGUUUUGGUUGAUGAUAUCUUAUGUCUUAAAUUGUAUUUUUCAAAAAGUGACGAAUCUUAAUUCGGUACCCAUAACUUCUUCAUGAUGACUCAACUGAAAUACCUACUCGCCCCUUCAUAAUCAUUAUAAAGAUCUUCCAUAAUAUCU